AUUAAUUCAGACAUUUAAACAAAAAUGACAAGGCUUUGGGGUUAGGUAAACAGUACACGCUAACGAUAUCGGCUUCAUUGAUAGAAGAAUUUCAUUCUAUCCGGAUUUUUCCGUCAAUCCGUUUAACGGUGUAAGUGGUCAUAACAGACCAAGUGUACAAAUUUAAGCCAAAUUAAGAUAAUCUGGAGUCUUUUAAAAAUAGGGUCCCAUGAAGUAAUAGCUCGGCAUGAUGUUAUCACAAUGUUUCAAAUACGCAAACGAGCUAUAAUCAACAUACACUGCCUUGAUUUCCAUUAUGGAUAACUAUAAUGUAUAUAUUAACAUUUUAUCUUUGAUACUCAUUUGGCUAGGUAACACAGACUCACAACUGAUCUUUAACCUCGCCGAGUCUUCGAGUACAGAUUGUUCUCAGGAUGCCGACAUUGCAUUCCUUAUCGACACCUCCAGAAGUCUGGGUCUACAAGCUUACCAAAAGGAACUCCACUUCGUUGAGCGGGUCUUAGAGCGGUACGAGAUAGGACCGAACAAAACCAAAGUAGCCGUGAUAACCUUCAGUGCUGGCAGCAAACUGGAGUUCGACUUUAACCGAUAUCAGACGAAGGAUGAGGUACUGAGGGCUAUUAGGAGUAUCCCGUACACGGACGGAAUGUGUACCACUAUAUACAGGGCACUGAAGCAAGCUAGAGAGGAAGUGUUUGUUCGACAGGCCGGCGACAGAGACAACGUGAAGAAUCUUGCAGUCAUUCUGACAGACGGAGAGACGAACCCAGGUAGGUACGAUCUCUUUACUUUCCCGAUGGCUAAGUCCCUGACGAGACAGGAAGCUAACGAUUUGAAGUUUCACGGCGUGGAGGUGUUCGGUAUUGGGGUGGGACACCGUGUGGAUCACGUGGAGAUGAUCGGGAUAUCGAGUGGCGCCAGGAAUUACUACCGCGUGGACGACAUCGACGACUUGGAGAAAUCCAGACUGUUCCACGUACUUCUUAACAAAGUCUGCGCAAGUCCUCUAAGACGGCGAUGUAACAACAAGCCUGCCGACAUCUUCUUCAUUGUGGACAAAUCCUCCAGUCUCGGAAGCGUGGCAAACUUCGACAAGGAGCUCUCCUUUAUUGCCAGAUUCGUGGAGGGGUUUAACAUUGGACAGGGUGCCCAGGAUGUGAGGGUGGGCGUUAUAUCCUUCAGCACGGACGCCCAGCUAGAAUUUGGACUCUCUGCUCACAACGACAAAAGGAGCUUACAAGACGCACUGCUUAAUAUCAAAUUCUCACUUGGAAAUACGUAUACUCAUAAGGCGUUUGAAAUUUUACUAAAUCAGGGAUUUUCUGCCUCCCCACGCCCCCUUACGGUACCUCGUGUGGGUGUGAUUAUGACAGAUGGGCAGUCCACGAAUCCAUAUAAACUAGACGACGUCCUAAAGCUGGUCAAACUCAGAGGAAUAGAAAUAUUCUCUAUUGGUUUUGGAAGCGUGGACAUUCCUGAGCUAAACAAGAUGGCGACAGUUCCUGACCACACUCACGUGUUUGUCGUGGAUGAUAUUCACACGCUCGACACCGUGCGGGACGAAUUAUAUCUGACGAUCUGCAAUCUGAUUGGACAGUCCUAACACACACCUACCCA
Molecule: messenger RNA, 1617 nt
Organism: Saccostrea cuccullata (small rock oyster)
Lineage: Eukaryota; Metazoa; Mollusca; Bivalvia; Ostreida; Ostreidae
Product: collagen alpha-1(XII) chain-like
Exons: 9
Coding region: 296-1603 (435 amino acids)
Source: RefSeq, a predicted model, not a curated record